AUGAGGACGCUUCAAGAAAAAAUCAUCCUCCUCUCUAUUUUUCUCUGCCUAAUAUGUGUCACCCAGGUCAACGCACUGCCUGUUCCCGACGACUGGAAUGGUUUGAUCCAGCGAACCAAACGAUCGUUGCUGUGGCGUUGGAACAGUCUGAAGCCUGUCGGAGCCAGUUGUAGAGAGUCCUUAGAGUGUGGCACCCACUACUGCAGGAAGAACACAUGUUCGUUCUGA
Molecule: messenger RNA, 228 nt
Organism: Menidia menidia (Atlantic silverside)
Lineage: Eukaryota; Metazoa; Chordata; Actinopteri; Atheriniformes; Atherinopsidae
Source: the annotation of a GenBank genome assembly